Messenger RNA from Fusarium falciforme, 210 nucleotides. RefSeq lists its product as hypothetical. The transcript has 2 exons. Lineage: Eukaryota; Fungi; Ascomycota; Sordariomycetes; Hypocreales; Nectriaceae. The record is from RefSeq and is a predicted model, not a curated record. Bases 1 to 210 code for a protein of 69 amino acids.
AUGGAUUCCAUCAAGCAGGGCGCCAACUACGUCGCUGAGAAGGCUCAGGAGGCCACCUCUGGUACCUCCAAGGAGGCCAACAAGCAGGUCGCCAAGGACUCUGAUGCCGGCCUCGGCACCCGUGCCUCUGCUGCCAAGGACGCUAUUGGCGACAAGGCCCAGGAGAAGAAGCACGAGGGCAAGGGCGAGGCCCACAAGGAGGCCAUCUAA